AUGAGGGCCCAGGAGGUGCUCACCAUGGCGAGAGCCGUGGACGCCAGCGAGAACACAGGCCCUACUCAGAUCAGCACGACCACGAUUCUACUCGUCCUCGCCACAGUCUUUGUGGUACUGCGUUUCUGGGCAAGACACUACGUCGCGGCGCAAUAUGGCCCAGACGACUGGCUGAUUGUGGCAGGCUUGAUUUCCGUGUUUGUGAUCGGCGGACUCAACUACGGUAUGGUCGACUACGGCAUGGGCCGGCACGCCAGCACACUCAACCUCGACAUGAUCGAAAACGUGCUCAAGCUACUGCUCGGCUUUGAGUGCAUGUACGUCACAGCCGUGGCUCUCAUCAAAUUCUCACUGUUGGCGAUGUACCUGCGCAUCUUCCCCAGCCGCGGUUUCAAGAUCGCAGCCUGGAUCAUCGGAGGCACUGUGCUGUCGUGGUGGAUUGCCAUCGUGCUCGUCUGCAUUUUCCAGUGCAACCCCAUCUACGUAGCGUGGGAGCCUUGGGAGGCUGGCCAGUGCAUCAACCUCAAGGGCUCCUUCAUCGGCAACGCGGUGCCGAACAUCAUUACCGACAUCGCCAUCUUGAUCAUGCCGGUGAAGCAGGUCUGGGCGCUGCACACCGCACCGGCUCAGAAGAUCUCAUUGAUUUGCACAUUUGGUCUUGGUAGCUUCGUUCUCAUCGCAAGUAUCUACCGAUUCUCAACCAUUAUGCAGUUCGACGUGAACGACACUACUUCCAAGAAGGUGUCGAGCCAGUUCGGCAGCACACAGAACAAGUCCAAGACGGGCAAGUCGAGCAGCCGGGCGACGGAGCUCGUCACCAUCGGCGGCGGCGCGUCGCACAUGAACAGCAGGGCGAUGACCAAGAGCCCCUUCCAGAAGCUCGGCAAGGACUCGGAGUAUAUGUACCCCGGGGAGGAGGACCUGUCGACGCCGUCGCGGGGAGAGUUCGGGAACAACGGGAACGGCAUCGUCAGGACGACAGAGGUCACCAUGACUACGACGACGCACACGUACGCGAGCUCCGGAGACAGUGGGACGAUCCCAGAUUCUCUGCACGAUGCCACGAGGACAAGGAGCCAUGGGAUUGAGCAGCAGGGCAAGGGAUUUGUUUGA
Diaporthe amygdali is the source of this 1113-nucleotide messenger RNA. RefSeq lists its product as uncharacterized. The transcript is spliced from 5 exons. Lineage: Eukaryota; Fungi; Ascomycota; Sordariomycetes; Diaporthales; Diaporthaceae. Bases 1 to 1113 code for a protein of 370 amino acids. The record is from RefSeq and is a predicted model, not a curated record.